Meloidogyne enterolobii is the source of this 299-nucleotide messenger RNA. Lineage: Eukaryota; Metazoa; Nematoda; Chromadorea; Rhabditida; Meloidogynidae. The record is from the annotation of a GenBank genome assembly.
CUAUGCUAGAUAUUGAGGCACCGGUCACGGUGUGCGGAGAUAUUCACGGCCAGUUCUAUGAUCUUAUGAAGCUUUUUGAAGUUGGAGGGUCACCUGCAGCAACAAAAUACUUGUUUCUGGGUGAUUAUGUUGAUCGUGGUUAUUUCAGUAUAGAAUGUGUACUUUACCUUUGGGCACUAAAAAUAUCCUAUCCUUCAACACUGUUUUUAUUGCGCGGAAACCAUGAAUGUCGUCAUUUAACUGAAUACUUCACCUUCAAACAGGCAAAUAAUUUUCUAUUAAGAAAAUUUUAUUUGUAA